Messenger RNA from Cariama cristata (Red-legged seriema), 666 nucleotides. RefSeq names its product interleukin 22 (gene IL22). The transcript is spliced from 6 exons. Lineage: Eukaryota; Metazoa; Chordata; Aves; Cariamiformes; Cariamidae. The record is from RefSeq and is a predicted model, not a curated record. Gene Ontology annotation, cellular component: extracellular region. Bases 76 to 666 code for a protein of 196 amino acids.
ACAUCAAGAAUCACAGCAAAGUGCCGAGUGCUGUAGCUGCAACCUGCUGGGACGGACGACUUUAGAUCGUGAGCCAUGGCCUCCCUGCAGACCUUGACCAAGAGCUUCUCAGGAUGGGUCUUCUGCUGCUGCUGCUGCUGUCUCCCUCUUCUCCUCACCAGCCCUCUGCCUCCAAAAGGGACAGGGGUGGCUUCUACCGCCCAUCAUGCCUGCAGGCUCAGGAAGAUCAACUUCCAGCAGCCCUACAUCAGGAAUCGCACCUACACCUUGGCUAAAAUGGCCAGGGUCUCGGACCAGGACACGGACAACAGGCUCAUUGGGCAGCAGCUCUAUGUUAACAUCAAGGAAAACAACCGCUGCUACAUGAUGAAGAGGAUUGUGGAGAUUAUCGUGAAAGAUGUCCUCCUCACCGAGGCCAAGGACCAGUACCCGUAUGCUGAGGAGGUGGCACAGUUCUUGGCUUCCCUGACCUCGGAGCUGAGCAGAUGUAAAUUCUCAGGACACAGAGAGCACAUUGAAAAGAACCUGGAAGAAAUGAAGAGCAAAAUGAAACAGUUGGGAGAGAAUGGAAAGACUAAAGCCAUUGGAGAACUGGAUUUACUGUUCGACUACAUAGAAAAUGCCUGUACUGAUGCCCCAAAGAAGGGAGGGAACAAGAAAAACUGA